AUGGUGAAUAAUGUGAGUGCCAACAUUGAUGAUGUUGUAAAUGAUUAUGUUAGUGUUGAAGAUGGUUCUACCCCUAAGAACAAUGAAGUUCAUGAUGGGUUUGCUCCUAUCAAUGAAGGUGUUAUUAAAUAUGUUGAUAUUAGUAAAAGGUAUGAUAAGAAGUCAAAUAAAAUGAAUAACCUAAUUCUCAAAGAUGGUAAUGAAGAUGUCAACCAUGAUGUGCCAAACAACCUUUAUGACAUGUUGGUGACUGAUUUUCCAACUCAGAGGAAGGAUGAGAAAGUUUCCCUUGUUAACUCUUAUGUGAAUAAAAAUCUUUUUCAAAUAGGUGACUAUGACAUAAAUGAUGAAGAAGAUUUUUUGGACAUGGUAUCCAUCAUAAGGAGAAAGAAAAAAGCAAGGUUCCCUCUAUUGAUAAUAUUAACCAAGAAAAUGGAAGCCAACGAGGAAGAGGAAACUGCAAGUGAGGAUGAAGAAGAACAUUAUAUUGAAUCCCUAAAGUAUAAUGAAAUUAUGGAGCUUCUUAGUGAUGCUCAGUUGUUGAAGAAAAUGCUGAACGUUGAAGCUUGUUAUCCCAAGUUGAUGUUGAAAUUUAUGGUUAAGAAUGAUGAUGUUUCUCAUGGUUGUUGA
This is a messenger RNA of Vicia faba (fava bean), 630 nucleotides long. The record is from the annotation of a GenBank genome assembly. Lineage: Eukaryota; Viridiplantae; Streptophyta; Magnoliopsida; Fabales; Fabaceae.